Condylura cristata (star-nosed mole) is the source of this 3082-nucleotide messenger RNA. RefSeq names its product calpastatin (gene CAST). The transcript is spliced from 31 exons. The record is from RefSeq and is a predicted model, not a curated record. The coding region runs from base 71 to 2368 and encodes 765 amino acids. Gene Ontology annotation, molecular function: calcium-dependent cysteine-type endopeptidase inhibitor activity. Gene Ontology annotation, cellular component: cytoplasm. NCBI's taxonomy places the organism in Eukaryota, Metazoa, Chordata, Mammalia, Eulipotyphla, Talpidae.
CUUCCAGCCCGGGCCUCUCUUCCAGUCUCCGCUGCGAUCUCCCUGAGGCAGAGUUCUUCGCGGCCGGGUUAUGUCCCAGCCCCACCAGAAGCCCGCUGCUUCCCCGCGGCCUCGGCGCGCGGCAGCCCGCCACACCCAGGAGCACGUCAAUGAAAAAACCAGUGGAUCACCUUCCAGACCAGGAGACAAGAAAGGAUCAGAUGAGAAAAAUGCAGCCAGCCUUGGGAGUAGUCAGCUGUCUAGAACCCACGUUGGUGCAGUGGCCUCAACCACCAAGGUGUCAACUUCCUCUCCUUCAACCAGUAGGUCUUCCAGUAUGAAUUCCACAGAAACCAAGGGUGUGAAAUCAGAACCUGAAAAGAAGUCACAGCCAACUAAGCCAUCUGUGGUUCCCGAGAAAAAAACCCAAGAAAUAAAGCCAAAAGAACACACAGAGCCAAAAAGCCAUUCCAAGGGUGGGUCAGAUACAGGAAGCAAACAUGCUCAUAGUGAAAAAGUGUCUAAAUCAAGUGAGCAGCCUACAUUAGAGAAAGCAACAAAACCAAAGAUGAAGUCACAGGACAAGCUUUCUCCUGAUAAAGAGAGCAUUGUUGCUGGAGUAGCUGCAGCCUCUGACAAAGCAGCUGACAAGAAAAAAGAAAGUAAACUGUUAGCUGCAUCAGUUGAAUCCAAACCCGAUCAACCAUCUGGAAAGUCAGGCAUGGAUGCUGCUUUGGAUGACUUAAUAGACACAUUAGGGGAACCUGAAGAAGUGGAACAAGAUAAUACAGCAUACACUGGACCUGAAAUUUCAGAUCCAAUGACUUCUACUUACAUAGAGGAAUUGGGUAAAAGAGAAGUCACAAUUCCUCCAAAGUACAGAGAACUUUUGGCAAAAAAAGAAGGGAUUACAGAGCCUCCUCCAGACUCUUUGAAACCCAUGGGACCUGACGACGCCAUAGACUCCUUGUCAUCCGACUUUACCUGCAGUUCUCCAACUGCCGGUGCGGAGCAGGCUGAGAAAGAGAAAUCUACAGGAGAAGUCUUAAAAGCCCAGUCAGUCAGUGUCAUCAGAAGUGCCGCUCCACCCCAUGAGAAGAAAAGAAAGGUGGAGAAGAAUGCGAUGAGCGACCAGGCGCUGGAGGCUCUGUCGGCAUCCCUGGGCAGCCGCAAGUCGGAACCCGAGCUGGACCUCAGCUCCAUUAAGGAAGUCGAUGAGGCAAAAUCCAAAGAAGAGAAACUAAAGAAGUGUGGUGAAGAUGAUGAAACCGUCCCGUUGGAGUACAGAUUAAAAACAGUUACGGAUAAAGAUGGAAAACCACUAUUGUCAGAACCUGAGGAGAAGUCUAAGCUCUUGAGUGAAUCAGAACUCAUUGAUGAACUUUCAGAAGAUUUUGAUUCAUCAAAACAUAAAAAAAAGCAGCCUAAGCCAACUGAAAAAGCAAAAGCCACUGCCCCAACUCCUGUGGAAGAGGCUGUACCUCGGACCUCACUGUGUAGUGUACAGUCGGCACCCCCCAAGCCAGUGGUGACGAAGGGCAUGGUGCCAGAUGAUGCUGUGGAAGCCUUGGCUGGUAGCCUGGGGAAGAGUGAAGCAGAUCCAGAUGAUGGAAAGCCGAUGAAAGAUAAAAUAAAGGAAAAAGCCAAAGUAGAAGAUCGUGAAAAGCUUGGAGAAAAAGAAGAAACAAUUCCUCCUGAUUAUAGAUUAGAAGAGAUGAAGGAUAAAGAUGGAAAACCACUCCAGCCCCCAAAGCCCGAAGAAGUGCUUCCACCCAUGAAUGACGACCUCCUCCUCGAUGCUUUGUCUAAAGACUUCACCAGCCCUACACAAAUGUCACCUCUUGAAGUUAAAAAUAUUGAUGUCUCUGCUGUCUCUGAAGUGCUUUCCAAAACUCCAGCUCCCACCACGCACUCUGCAGGAGCGCCCCGGCCAAGUAACAGCAAAGCUCUCGACGAUGCCUUGGAUCAACUUUCUGACAGCCUAGGCCAAAGGCAGCCUGAUCCAGAUGACAACAAACCAAUGGAGGAUAAGGUCAAGGAAAGAACUAAAGCUGAACAUAGAGACAAGCUGGGAGAGAGAGAUGACACUAUCCCCCCUGAAUACAGACACCUCUUGGAUAAUGAUGAUGAGAACAAACCAGUGAAGCCACCUACAAAGAAACCCCAGGCAUCAAAGAAAUCUGAAGAUAACCAAGAUGCCAUAGACAGUCUUUCGGGAGAUUUUGACAGCUGUCCAACUACAGAAUCCUCAGAGCAAACAGCAAAGGAGAAAGAUAAGAAGAACGUUUCCAGUUCCAGAGUUCCCAAGAAUGGGGGUAAAGCAAAGAACUCGGCAAAGGUAAAGGAAGAAACUUCCAGGGCAAAAGCUGAUGAAAAAAAUACAAGCUAAAUUUCACACUACUUGGUAUCUGCAUAUAAAAUCUUCAGCUGGUGAAUGGUGGCUUUUGAAGAACAGAAAGAACAAGAGAUCAUUUUUCUGGGUGGCUUCUAGACAGUGGUGUUUGUUGAAACUUCUGACAUCCUAAACAUUGGUUUGUUCAUUCUAUUCCAGAAAAGAAAUUGAAUUUGUCUGGUUCACCUAUGAUGUCCUGAGUAUUGAUAAACUUUGAAUUUUUUAAAAUUGCCUUCAGUUGAGAGAAAGGAACUUUAUAUUUCUAAGAUAUAUUUGCUAAAGUUUCUUACAGCAACACCAAAAAAACCUUUGCAAGUUUUUGCACAUCCUAUAUACACAGUGCCUGUAAAUCUGAGUUAUUUUCAGUUUGCACUUUUUUUGUUAGCAUUCAUUUGGAAAACAGCACUCUAAAUACUUUCGUGUUCUGAUUUCUUAUUAGCCCUGCCCUUGGGCAUUUGAACGCUUUGAGUUAAUGUUCAUAAGUCAAAAAAACAUUGUACAUUGAGCGCAUAUCUUCUCUUAGGCUGCUAAUAAUAAAUUAAUAACCUGGACAGACCAGGAAGCACUGUAUCCCUUUUCAGUGUGAACUCUUCUUUGCCACGAGUUAGGAUUUCUGUACCUUAUAAUCAGAAAUCCUGAGACUUGAAUCAAGUCAGCAGAAGACUGUUCCUGAAUAGCAAGUUCCGAGAAGAAAUAAAACAAUGACCUUCA